Tribolium madens (black flour beetle) is the source of this 264-nucleotide messenger RNA. RefSeq lists its product as uncharacterized. Lineage: Eukaryota; Metazoa; Arthropoda; Insecta; Coleoptera; Tenebrionidae. The coding region runs from base 1 to 264 and encodes 87 amino acids. The transcript is spliced from 4 exons. The record is from RefSeq and is a predicted model, not a curated record.
AUGAUUCGUGAACGACUCAAAUUUUGUAUAAGUAGACAUCAGCAACUAAGAAGAUUUUAUUCCGACAAACUGAAUGAAAUGAGUAAUUUAAUUGCGGGAUUUUCAUUACUCGGAUGUUUGCUAGGAAUCAGUUUUGCCAUACACAUUUUAACUCCGUAUAAAAUUAAAUUUUCAGAAAAUUAUUCGAUUAAUUACCAACUUGGACUUAGCAUUGUUCGUGGUAUUGUUUCAAUAGCUUCAGUCGUAGUGCAACUCGAGUACUAG